UUACUUUGGUAAGGAGUAGUUGGUGCUCGGAGGAAAUAAUACAUGCGGCGAAAUGGCUAGGCUAGCUGUUAUGUGCUAACGUCAAAUGAACAAGAACAAGAAAAGUCACCUAAAUUGAUGCUUUCUGAAUUUCAGUAUCCUAUCUGAUAGUAGUCAGUAUAUUCAGCGUUGUUUCGGUCCAUAUAUCCGUGCUUAUGGCAGCCUUGGACUUCAGGACCCACGUGGACCAGUCAUGCAGAUAUUCAGAAGAAUUUGUCAACAUAUAUUAUGACUGCAUGGAUAAGAAAAGGAGGAACUUGACCCGGCUCUACUUGGACAAAGCGACCUUGGUGUGGAAUGGGAAUGCGGUGUCAGGACAGGAUGCUCUUGGCGAGUUUUUUGAGUCGCUGCCUUCGAGCGAGUUCCAAGUUCAAACAUUCGAUUGUCAGCCAGUUCACGAGCAGGCCACCCAAGGUCAGACUACUCUGCUUGUGGUGACUGGUGGGACGGUCAAGUUUGAAGGGAACAAACAGCGUUUCUUCAACCAGAACUUUCUUCUGACAGCUCAAGCUUCACCCAACAAUGACCAGCCUGUUUGGAAGAUUGCUAGUGACUGUUUCCGGUUUCAAGACUGGAAUAGCUGAGGCUCUCCUCAUUCCCCCUUUCCCCUCUAAAAUGUGUGAACACUCAGCAGUGAUAAUUUAGAUACCCUUUGUUUAUUUGUUUUUGUAAUAUAAUAAAAAAAAUGGCAUACACAA
This is a messenger RNA of Plectropomus leopardus (leopard coralgrouper), 737 nucleotides long. RefSeq names its product nuclear transport factor 2-like export factor 2 (gene nxt2). Gene Ontology annotation, biological process: nucleocytoplasmic transport. Lineage: Eukaryota; Metazoa; Chordata; Actinopteri; Perciformes; Serranidae. The record is from RefSeq and is a predicted model, not a curated record.